GCUGAGGACGACCAUCCAUAUCCAGCGAUUUGGAAUUCAUAUCCCUUACGACCACCAUACGCAAAUAACGCAAUAGUCAUGUCCGGUCAUGCCUCCCCGCCGCAGGGAGACCCCGGCAACGCUAGGAACUCCGACGCAGCGGCUCUGGAUUAUGCGCUUCCCUUUCUUGAGGCCGCGCGACAUCUCAUGCAGCAUCUUGACCCCGUUGAAGUCAGAACACAGGCUACCGGCGUGAUGAUUCCCGGCUGCAGCUCUGCGAAGCUGCAAAACGUCAUAAACUUCUUGUUGUCGUUCCUGAAACACCCAGGAGCCCAACUCGCGGCCCUGCACGAGAGAUAUGUGUACCAUCCCCCUGGCGCCGGUGCACGUGCCUUUGGCGACGAUGCCAUCGUGUCGCUUCUGCGCCAGAUGGUGCAUGACGAGUACCUGGCCUAUGAGAAUUCCGCCCAGGUUGCAUUACAACAGCGGGCUCAAUACCCCCCCUUGGCCCCCGCCCCUAGCGCCAGGCCCAUUAUCGUCCACGUCGAAAUACAGCCCGACAGGUUGCUGCACUGCGGCGGACUCGUCGUCCUAUGCUUCGCUUUCGCAGUCGCCCACGCUAUACACCGCCAUGCGCAACGGCUUCAUUGGUUCACUCUGGUAUCCGUCGAGUUAGAUAUCAUCGACAGAUUCGACACCGCAGUCGGGGAUCAACAGAAGUUACAGAAUCGCCUCGACCACAGUAAACUCGUCGAGUUCCUCUCGGCCCGGUCCGGCAUCGCCUAG
Molecule: messenger RNA, 765 nt
Organism: Chaetomium strumarium
Lineage: Eukaryota; Fungi; Ascomycota; Sordariomycetes; Sordariales; Chaetomiaceae
Exons: 1
Coding region: 79-765 (228 amino acids)
Source: RefSeq, a predicted model, not a curated record